UACCAGGAAUCCGUUAGUCAACACUUCAUGUCUCAGUCUGGGUGAGCUCCUCAGUGUGAGAGACAGGACCCACAUUUGAUCACGCCCACUAGCUGUCCUCCGUCUCGGAUCCUGUGGGAUACAUACUGAUAGACCACACUCACUCAGAUUCAGAUAUCUGUAGUAACUCAGGGGGGUGGGAGGGGUGUCUGUUGGCGUACGGACCGAGCUCGAAUCAUGAUGAAUUGUUUGAAGAAUAUGGUGCCGUUGAAAACCAAGGCGUACAUUAAGGACUACUGCAAGAGGAACGGCCUGCUGACACUCUCCGUUUUUGCUGUAGUGAUGGGCUGUGUGCUUGGAUUUGUCCUCAGGUCCCUCAACCUCUCAACACAGGCUAAGAUCUACUUCUCCUUCCCUGGAGAGCUGCUGAUGAGGAUGUUAAAGAUGUUGAUUCUGCCGCUCAUCACCUCCAGUCUCAUGUCCGGCCUGUCAGCCAUGGACACAAGGGCAAGCGGUCGGCUGGGAGUCCUGACCAUCACCUACUACCUGUGGACCACCUUCAUCGCUGUCAUCGUCGGCAUCGUGCUGGUGCUCAUCAUUCACCCAGGGACGGGCUCAGAGAAAGAAGGCCACCAUACGGGUUCAGGGCCUGUUAUGACCUCCGCUGACGCUCUGCUGGACCUCAUCAGGAACAUGAUCCCGUCAAAUCUAAUUGAAGCAACCUUUCAGCAGUACCGAACAGACCUGGUCCCGAUUAUACAGAACUCUGAUGUGAAAGACUCUCAGGCCAACUAUGUGUAUAUCAUGCCCGACUACCACAACCCUCAGCUGGGCCACCCAGUCUUCCUGGAGAUCACCCCUGCUCCCGACAUCAAGUAUAAAAUCGUCCCCAGCACCAGCAAGGGCAUGAACGUACUGGGGAUUGUCAUCUUCUCCGCCACAAUGGGCCUGCUGCUGGGAAAGAUGGGAGAACGCGGGGCGCCAUUAGUGAACGUGUGCCAGUGCAUCAACGAGUGCGUCAUGAAGAUUAUUAACGCUGCCAUGUGGUACUUCCCCUUUGGAAUUGUGUUCCUGGUGGCAGGGAAGAUCCUGGACAUGCACGACCCGGCCCACCUGGGAGAGAAGCUGGGCAUGUACUUCAUCACGGUCCUGUCUGGUUUGUUUGUGCAUGGCCUCAUCCUGCUGCCUCUCUUCUACUUCUUCUUCACUCGCAAAAACCCCUUCACCUACAUCAGAGGGCUGCUGCAGGCUCUUGUCAUUGCACUGGCCACAUCCUCCAGCUCAGCCACAUUGCCCAUCACUAUGAAGUGUCUCUUGGAGAACUGUGGAGUGGACCGGAAGAUCGCUCGCUUCGUGCUGCCAGUGGGAGCUACCAUCAACAUGGACGGGACUGCUCUGUACGAGGCAGUGGCGGCCAUCUUUAUUGCUCAGGUCAAUGAGUAUGACUUGGACUUUGGCCAGCUGGUCACUAUUAGUAUAACGGCCACAGCAGCCAGCAUCGGGGCAGCAGGGAUACCUCAGGCGGGUCUGGUUACCAUGGUGAUUGUUCUGACCUCUGUGGGGUUGCCGCCUGCUGACAUCUCACUGAUUGUGGCCAUAGAUUGGGUUCUUGACCGGUUCCGGACGAUGAUCAACGUUCUUGGUGAUGCCUUAGCUGCUGGGAUUAUGGCUCAUUUAUGUCAAAAGGAAUUUGAGAGACCACCCUCUAAUGGUCCAACUCCUACCCCUUCUAAUGCAGAAAACGGAGGUGGCCCCAAUCGGAGAGAUACAGUGAUCUCCUUUGGUAAUCAGAGCAUGGCGAUGUCCGAUGCUCCUCUGAUCACACACCGCUGCGAUUAUGUGUAUGAGGUGGAUGGAGACAACGUGCUGGAGAAACCUGUGGCAUGCUACAACCUCUGCCAAGUAUGAGACACUUCUACAGGCGGAGAGCAAGGGAUACUGCCUUCUACAGCACAUAUAUUCACCUUUUUGGAUCAAAGGGACCAUCCUCUGAGGCCAGAACUAAUCCAGUGUGGAUGAAAUGGUGUUCUAAAUGAGACCAAGCGGUUUAAAUGGAUUUCGCCUGUGCCAAGCCGAAAACAAAGAUCUUCAUUACUUGAAGUACAGUAUGUCUCCAUUCACUUUUUGACUGUGAGAAAUUGCACAAGUUUCACAUGUAACCUAAGUAUUAGACCGCACUUGCAGACAUGAUAAUGUGUUGCAAUGACACGCAUUAGAUGGAGAUUAGCGUUUAUCAGUCAGCUGUGACACAUAGACAUUCCCGGUAGGCCCGUCCUAAUGAAGUUUAAUCAAGGUUUUGUGUUGCCUUAACAUGACCUCAGUAUUGACUAUAAUUCUGAGAACGUGAAAGACUUGAAAUUUAAAAAAAACUGAUUGACAAGGAGCACAUUUAUUUUGUUAAAGUGAACUUUUAUGUUAGACAAGGCCUUUUUGUGGAUAGAUAUUGAUAUUAAAGCAACAUUAAAGCUGGGGGAGGCUCUUUAUUUUUGCGUCAUUUGGCUAAAAGGUCACAAUAAUCUUUUAGGAUAUUGUAAUUCAAGUGGUCUGAGAGAAAACUCGACUUCCAAAUCUCUUCUUGGAUCUGUAGUCGGGCUUCAAUAAAUCUACCCAUGACGGGAGACUUUGGCCAACCACAAAUCAUUUCAGAGAG
Etheostoma spectabile (orangethroat darter) is the source of this 2629-nucleotide messenger RNA. It is a transcript of the gene slc1a8b, whose product is annotated as solute carrier family 1 member 8b. Gene Ontology annotation, molecular function: L-glutamate transmembrane transporter activity; glutamate:sodium symporter activity; neutral L-amino acid transmembrane transporter activity. The record is from RefSeq and is a predicted model, not a curated record. Gene Ontology annotation, biological process: L-glutamate transmembrane transport. Gene Ontology annotation, cellular component: plasma membrane. NCBI's taxonomy places the organism in Eukaryota, Metazoa, Chordata, Actinopteri, Perciformes, Percidae. Bases 217 to 1887 code for a protein of 556 amino acids. The transcript is spliced from 11 exons.